Eutrema salsugineum is the source of this 1426-nucleotide messenger RNA. Its product is annotated as scarecrow-like protein 18. Lineage: Eukaryota; Viridiplantae; Streptophyta; Magnoliopsida; Brassicales; Brassicaceae. Gene Ontology annotation, biological process: meristem initiation; regulation of DNA-templated transcription. Gene Ontology annotation, cellular component: nucleus. Gene Ontology annotation, molecular function: DNA-binding transcription factor activity; sequence-specific DNA binding. The record is from RefSeq and is a predicted model, not a curated record. Bases 28 to 1362 code for a protein of 444 amino acids. The transcript has a single exon.
ACCAAAAGCAUCUUUCAAUCUUUUCAAAUGCUUGCUUCCUUCAAAUCCUCUAGCUCCUCCUCCGAAGAUGCCACCACCACCACCGAGAAUCCUCCUCCUCCGUUAUGCCUCGCCUCCUCCUCCGCCUCCUCCUCCGCCUCACAUCACCUCCGUCGUCUCCUUUUCACCGCCGCGGAUUUCGUCUCUCAGUCAAACUUCUCCGCCGCUCAGAACUUGCUCUCGAUCCUCUCCGCAAACUCUUCUCCUUACGGCGAUUCCACCGAGCGGCUCGUCCACCUCUUCUCAAAAGCCUUGUCCAUACGGAUCAACCGUCAACAACAAGAUCCAACGGCUGAAAACGUUGCCACGUGGACAACGAACGAAAUGACUAGCUCCACGGUGUUUACAAGUAGUGUAUGCAAAGAACAGUUCUUGUUUCGAACCAAGAACAACAACAACUCCGAAUUCGAGUCUUGUUACUAUCUUUGGCUGAACCAACUAACGCCUUUUAUUCGGUUCGGUCAUUUGACGGCGAACCAAGCGAUCCUCGACGCGACGGAGACAAACGGUGACGGAGCUUUACAUAUACUUGAUUUAGAUAUCUCACAAGGGCUUCAAUGGCCUCCACUGAUGCAAGCCCUAGCUGAGAGAUCAUCAAACCCUAACAGUCCACCUCCAUCUCUCCGCAUAACCGGUUGUGGUCGAGACGUUACCGGGUUAAACCGAACCGGAGACCGUUUAACUCGGUUUGCUAACUCUCUAGGUCUUCAGUUUCAGUUUCACACGCUUGUGAUCGUUGAAGAAGAUCUCGCCGGACUUUUGCUACAGAUCCGAUUGUUAGCUCUCUCCGCCGUACAAGGAGAGACCAUCGCAGUAAACUGCGUUCACUUCCUCCACAGAUUCUCUAACGACGACGGAGAUAUGAUCGGUCACUUUUUGUCGGCGAUCAAGAGCUUAAACCCUAGAAUCGUGACAAUGGCAGAGAGAGAAGCCAACCACGGAGAUCAUUCGUUCUUGAACAGAUUCGCAGAAGCUGUGGAUCAUUACGUGGCGAUCUUUGAUUCGCUGGAAGCCACUUUGCCGCCGAAUAGCCGAGAGAGGCUAACCCUAGAGCAACGGUGGUUCGGAAAAGAGAUUUUGGAUGUUGUGGCGGCGAAAGCGGAGGAGAGAAAGCAAAGACAUCGGAGGUUUGAGAUCUGGGAAGAGAUUAUGAAGAGAUUUGGCUUCGUUAACGUUCCCAUAGGAAGCUUUGCUUUCUCUCAAGCUAAGCUUCUUCUUAGACUCCAUUAUCCUUCAGAAGGUUAUAAUCUUCAGUUUCUUAACAAUUCUUUGUUUCUUGGAUGGCAAAAUCGUCCUCUCUUCUUUGUUUCAUCGUGGAAAUGAUCGGAAGAAGAAAACCUAAGAGUUAGGUUUAAUAGAGAAAAAGAAUAUCGAUCAUUUUUGCUGU